Messenger RNA from Babesia sp. Xinjiang, 558 nucleotides. RefSeq lists its product as uncharacterized. NCBI's taxonomy places the organism in Eukaryota, Apicomplexa, Aconoidasida, Piroplasmida, Babesiidae. The record is from RefSeq and is a predicted model, not a curated record. The transcript has a single exon. The coding region runs from base 1 to 558 and encodes 185 amino acids.
AUGAAUAUUUGCAUUGGAUCCUUGGUGUUUAUUAAACUGUUCGCUCUGCUUGUAUUUCCGCUCAAAGUGACAGCAGUGAAAGAAAACAAAGAUGAUACAGCAGUUAUGGAGCAACGCGAAGCUAUACCUUAUGUCGGAUGCAACUUUUCGCGGAUGGCAGAAAAAGGUAUGCCACCGUUCUUCGAUACUACGGAUGGCGGCAACACUUGCGAAGUGAACCUUAAGGAAGGCACCAAUAAGAUUAUUUUCGUGUGUCCCGGGAUAUCAAACCCCUGGGGUUGUCCAACGCAGGUGCUUCAUCAAGGGGAACGAGUGGACAUGGAUACUCUUAUGAAUCAGGUGACUAUUCGGACUCAAAUCUCACCGACUCAGCAGGACGUUGAGAUAUUCACAGCGAUUGUAAGCCAUCCCAUUGGAAUUUUUACCGCGGUUUGUACGUGCGAGCUCCCAGACGGCCGGCUGUAUAUCAUGAAAAUCAUUAACGGUGCCAUUGGCGCCAAAACUUGGACAUUGUUUUGGGUUUCAACAAUUCUAACUGCACAUUAUUUGUGGACCUGA